UGGAAGGGGGGGAAAGUGUCCGGACUGGAAAGGGGGGGGGGAAAGUGUCCGGACUGGAAGGGGGGAAAGUGUCCGGACUGGAAGGGGGUGAAAGUGUCCGGACUGGAAGGGGGUGAAAGUGUCCGGACUGGAAGGGGGUGAAAGUGUCCGGACUGGAAGGGGUGGGAAUGUGUCCGGACUGGAAGGGGGGGAAAAGUGUCCGGACUGGAAAGGGGGGGAAAGUGUCCGGACUGGAAGGGGGGGAAAGUGUCCGGACUGGAAGGGGGGGAAAGCGUCCGGACUGGAAGGGGGGGAAAACGUCCGGACUGGAAGGGGGGGAAAGUGUCUGGACUGGAAGGGGGGGAAAGUGUCCGGACUGGAAGGGGGGGGAA
This is a messenger RNA of Staurois parvus, 371 nucleotides long. The record is from the annotation of a GenBank genome assembly. Lineage: Eukaryota; Metazoa; Chordata; Amphibia; Anura; Ranidae.